Messenger RNA from Ananas comosus (pineapple), 1903 nucleotides. RefSeq lists its product as uncharacterized. Gene Ontology annotation, molecular function: glycosyltransferase activity. The coding region runs from base 530 to 1681 and encodes 383 amino acids. Gene Ontology annotation, cellular component: membrane. NCBI's taxonomy places the organism in Eukaryota, Viridiplantae, Streptophyta, Magnoliopsida, Poales, Bromeliaceae. The record is from RefSeq and is a predicted model, not a curated record. The transcript is spliced from 2 exons.
UUCCCCUUCGCGUGAUUCCAUUCUCCAGCACCUCUCAAUCUCUCUCUCUCUCUCUCUCUCUCUUCAUAGAUCUCAGCCUCCCACGAGGCCAAAACGCCCGAUUCGAUCGAAAAAGCACCUUAAUUUGAUCCUGUAUAAGGUAAAUUUCACUUCCCACUAUGCGAUUUUGGACUAGGAGAAGCGAAUCGGCUCUGAAUCGACCGUGCUCUGUGUUUUCCGAUUAAAAUGAGUGGAUUCUCCCACUGGGUUCGCUUAGAAUCCCACUAAAAGAUGAUAUCUAGGAUUUAAUCGGCGUUGUGCGGUGCCAAAUGAGUGAAUUGUAGUACCCGGAUGAUCAAUUCUCUUUUAAAGAUGCGAUUUUGGACCGGAAUGAUCGAGUUUGUUGAGUGAUUUCUCCGAAUUCGAAGUGCCCAUAAGGCGAAACCCUUGAUUGUAGGCCGUUUUAUGUGUUUUUGAUGGAGAGAUAGCUUCGAAUCGAAGUGCCCAUAAGGAAACAUUGGGUUUUUGGGCGAUUUUUUGUGUUGUAAAGAUGAAUUCUAGGGUUUCUUCUAUGGAGGAUGUGAAGGAUUCGAUUCAGAGGUCGCAGCCGAGGGUGUUCAAGUUGGUGCUUUUGAAGUUUUUCCUUGUAUUCCUUGUUCUGGGUGUUGGUUUCUCCCUCUUUAGCAUGUACAUGGCCCGGCAUAUCGGGGUGCGAGACAUAGUAUUGCAAGCUCAAUCCACAUUCAAGCCGUGCUUCGAGGAGCAGGGUAGCCUCGACCGGUGGAUCAGGCCGCCGUCGACCUUGAUGCACUCGAUGAGCGACGAGGAGCUCUUGUGGCGGGCGUCGUUCGUGCCGCUCGUGAAAAAGUAUCCUUUCGAGAGGAUUCCUAAGAUUGCCUUCAUGUUCUUGACGAGAGGGCCGUUGCCGCUCUCGCCGUUGUGGGAGAAGUUCUUCAAAGGGCAUGAAGGGCUUUACUCGAUUUAUAUCCACGCUCUUCCUUCUUACGAGGCCAACUUCACUUCCGAUUCGGUUUUCUACAAAAGGCAGAUUCCCAGUAAGGUAUCUGAGUGGGGCGAGAUGAGCAUGUGUGAUGCCGAGCGGCGCUUGCUCGCCAACGCACUGCUCGACCUCUCCAACGAGUGGUUCGUCCUCCUUUCUGAAUCGUGCAUCCCUCUCUACAGCUUCAACGUCACCUACAAAUACUUAUCCAAGUCCGUCCACAGUUUCAUGAGCAUAAUCGACGACCCCGGCCCUUACGGUAGGGGCCGCUACAACGAAAACAUGUUGCCUGAAGUCAACAUCUCGCAAUGGCGAAAGGGGUCUCAGUGGUUCGAAGUCAGCCGAAAGCUUGCGGUCUCUAUAGUCAAAGACACCGUUUACUACCCGAAGUUCAAAAAAUUCUGCCGUCCGCAUUGUUAUGUGGACGAGCAUUACUUCCCCACUAUGCUCGCCAUCGAAUCUCCGCAUCUGUUGGCAAAUAGGAGUGUCACUUGGGUGGAUUGGUCAAGAGGCGGCGCCCAUCCGGCUACAUUUGGGAGGUUCGACAUCAGUGAGGCGUUUUUAAGGAGGAUUCUCGAGGGGCACACUUGUUCGUACAAUAAUCGCAAUUCGACGAUUUGUUUUCUCUUUGUGAGGAAGAUUGCUCCGAGCGCUUUGGAGCCCUUGUUAGAGUUAGCGCCGAAAUUGCUCGGCUUUGGCUAGACAAUGAGAAUUUUUGCUAGAUUCUUGGGAUUUUCUUCUUCUUUUUUUUUUUUGAUGAUGCGUUUUACGGAGAUCUCCUCGAUCUUUAGUAGAUUUAUGUAGUGAUGGAAUUGACACGCAUAUUUUUAUAUUUUUCAUUAGUGUUACACUUGAACCACUUUUUUUUGUAUAGUAAAUUGCCAGAUAUAAAUUUCACUGAAUACAGCUCUAGUUGAUUUCUAU